CACUUGACAUAAUUUAUUCAAGGCGAAAUGGCGUCGGGCGAUCAUAAAGAAAGUUCAGACGACUUUCACGCAUUCUUUCAUCAUCUAACGAAUACUAUGCAUUUAACAGAAAAUAUUCUGAAAUAUUUAAAUGCGAUGGAACUUAAUCGAUGUUCUAGGGUUUGUGCUUUCUGGGCAAAGAUUGUGAAAAAGUUGAAAAGUAAGCGAAAAACACGGUCUUGGACAUGUUUUAGCCUUUCUGCAGGUGAUGAAGAUUUUACAUCUAUAACACAGGGAACUCAACAGUUCCUGCAGGAACAGUACACAGAACCCGAUGUUGUGUUUAUGAUAUGUGAAUCAGAUCUGUUGUUGGAAAAAAUUACUAUCCCGGCGCUGACCAGAAGUGGACGUGCUUGUCGCGGGACACAGAGCUAUCAAGAUUUUGUUCGCUCAUUGUUACCACAGUCAUGCAGUUUAUUUGGCAUAGAAUCUGGUGGAGUCGUUGGGACAACUACUAAUUGUAGACAGAGUAUUGAAGCUGAAAAUGAUUCAAGGGGUGUUUCUUUCCUGUGCUUGCCAAAGUAUGAUGGAGUAGACAUUAAAAUAAGUGAUGACAUUAGCGAAAAUGACAGUGAUGCCAAAUUACAGCAGUAUAUUAACAGUUUAUCAGAACCAGGGAACCCAGAUUUUAAAGUGAUACUCAACUUGAUUGCUGAUUUUCAAACACCGAGGAAAUAUGGUUUUGAUUUGAUGAAGGCAGUGCCAGGAGCCCUUGUUGCUGGGGCCUAUGUCGAGGGUGUUUUCACUCGAAAUUGUGAUAGCUACCCAUUGAUACAACUUGCAGCUAUAGGAGGUGAUAGAGUUCAGAUUGCAUCUGCAAUAAUAAACGAAACUAUUGACGAUGCAGCUGGUGCAGAGGAAUGCAUUAAAAAAUUAAAAUCACAUAGUUUACCGGAAGAAAACAGUUUUGCCUUCAUGUUUGCCUGUUUAGGAAGGGGCGAAGGAUUGUACGAUGAACCAAACGUGGAAUCGUCAAUUUUUAGAAGAUAUUUUCCAAGUACUCCAUUAAUAGGUUUGUUUGGAAAUGGGGAAAUUGGAUUUGAAUUGGUUAACAAAGGAUCUUAUGCUCAAAAUGACGAAAAGCAGAAAUCUUCAAAGACUUUGUAUCAUUCAUAUACAACUGUACUCGUUUUGGUAUCUAUAACCUGAUCUACGAUACAAUGAACUGUAUUUGCUACUCUGUCUUCAGAUGUUCCCCACAAAAGCAAUAUACCAGUAGCAGUAGUAAACAUCUGUCUAUGUCUGGAUAACCUUUUGCAUGUGUUCCCAGCACUUCCUUGUGAACUUUGACAAACUUUCACAAAUGAAUUAUCAUCACAAAAGACUUGUUGUGCUUGUGACCUUGACCUUUCACAAACCGACCUCCAAAAUCAAAUAAGUAAUCUAUUGGCCACAAAGAAUCAUCCUGAAAUGUGUAGGUUGUAGGUGCAAGAAUGCUAUUAAUUGUACCAUUUGUAAUUCAGAUCAAUAGAGGUCAUCUUUUGACCAUAGGUAAUCAUCACAUGAAGUUUGAUGACCCUAGAACCAAAUGUUUUACACUAAUUAAACAGAGAGCAUUUUCAGUCUCCAGGUUUAUAUGACCCUAAAAACUGUAUGGGUCAUCUGUUGAUCAAUAACACACAGCCUAUGAAGUUUGGAGGCAGUGUUACGAAUGGAAAUAAUUUCUUCCCUGAAGUCACUGUGACCUGACCAUUGACAUAUUAACCUCAAAAAAUGAGGCAUCAUUUGCAGAUUACUGGCAUUGUACUAUGAAGUUUGAUAUAAAUUCAAAUCUACUAUUUUAGCUGAAGUUUAGACUUUAAGUAUUUUGUGUACCAUAUAAAAGAUCAUACGUAAAAACAAAAAAUAAACUCUUUAACAUUUACCUUGAAAAUUGACAUUUAAUUAUGCCCCCCUUCGAAGAAGGAGGGGUAUAUUGUUUUGCAGAUGUCGGUCGGUAGGUCUGUCGGUCAGUCGGAAUGUAGACCAAUCCGUUUCUGGAUGAUAACUCAAGAACGCUUGGGCCUAGGAUCAUGAAAGUUGAUAGGGAGGUUGAUCAUCACCAGCAGAUGACCCCUAUUGAUUUUGAGGUCUGUAUGUCAAAGGUCAAGGUCACAGUGACCCUGAAUAGUAAAACGGUUUCCGGAUGAUAACUCAAGAACACUUGAGCCUAGGAUCAUGAAAGUUGAUAGGGAGGUUGGUAAUGACCAGCAGAUGACCCCUAUUGAUUUUGAGGUCAGUAUGUUAAAGGUCAAGGUCACAGUGACCCUGCACAGUAAAACGGUUUCCGGAUGAUAACUCAAGAACGCUUAGGCCUAGUGUCACGGAAGUUGAUAGGGAGGUUGGUCAUCACCAGCAGAUGACCCCUAUUGAUUUUGAGGUCAGUAUUUCAAAGGUCAAGGUCACAGUGACCAGGAACAGUAAAAUGGUUUCCAGGCAAUAACUCUAGAACACUUGGGCCUAGUGUCAGGAAAAUUGAUAGUUAGGUUGGCCAUGACCAGCAGAUGACCCCUAUUGAUUUUGAGGUCAUUAGGUCAAAGGUCAAGGUCACAUUGGCCAGGAACAGUUAAAACGGUUUCUGAUCUUCUUGUCCAAAACCAUAGGGCCUAGGGCUUUGAUAUUUGGUAUGUAGCAAAAUCUAGUGGUCCUCUACCAAGAUUGUUCAGAUUAUUUCCCUGGGGUCAAAUAUGGCCCCUGCCCGGGGUCACAUGAUUUAUAUAGACUUAUAUAGGAAAAAAAUUUGAAAAACCUCUUGUCCAAAACCACAGGGCCUAGGGCUUUGAUAUUAUGUAUAUGACAUCAUCUAGUGGUCCUCUACUCAAAUUGUUCAAAUUAUUCCCCUAGGGUCAAAUAUGGCUCCGCCCUGGGGGUCACAUGGUUUACAUAGACUUAUAUUGGAAAAAAGUUUGAAAAUCUUCUUGUCCAAACCACAAAGACUAUGGCGUUGAUAUUUUGUAAUGUAGCAUCAUUUAGUGGUUCUCUACCAAGUUUGUUCAAAUUAUCCCUCUAGGGUCAAAAAUGUUCCCGCCCCAGGGGUCAUAUGGUUCAUAUAGACUUAUAUAGGGAAAAACUUAGAACCUUCAUGUCCAUAAAUUGCAUCAUUCAAAUUUGGACCACAUGUAUAGUUUUGAGUGGCAAGAUGAACCUUGACAUGAGUUGACCUUGAUCUUGACCUAGUGACCUACUUUCACAUUUAUGAAGCUACAGCCUUCAGAUUUGGACCACAUGCAUAGGUUUGUGUACCGAAAAAAACUUUGACCUUGUUAUUGACCUAGUGACCUACUUUCACAUUUUUUAAGGUACAGCCUUCAAAUUUGGACCACAUGCAUAGUUUUGUGUUCCGAAAUAAAAUUUGACCUUGAUUUUGACCUAGUAACCUACUUUCACAUUUCUCAAGCUACAGCCUUCAAAUUUGAACCACAUGCAUAGUUUUGUGUACCGGAAUAAACUUUGAUUUUGAGAUUGACAUAGUGACCUACUUUCACAUUUCUGAAGCUACAGGCUUCAAAUUUGGACUGCAUGCAUAUUUUUGUGUUCUGAAUUGAAAUUUGACAUUGAUUUUUACCUGUUACCUAUUUCUCAAGCUACAGCCUUCAAAUUUGAAGCACAUGCAUAUUUCUGUCUACCGAAAUGAACUUUGACCUUGAAAUUGAUCUAGUGACCUGCUUUCACAUUUCUCAAGCCACAGCUUUCAAAUUUGGACCACAUACACAUUGUUUUGUACCGAAAUGAAAUUUGACAUUGAUUUUGACCUUGAGCUGGUCUUGAAAUUUGGAACAUUCAAAAAUGGCUCAGUGGAUGGCGCCAAGAUCACUCCGUAAUCUUGUUAGGUUAAAGGUCAAGGUCAGAUUAAACCAGAAUGGUAGAACUUCUGUUUACAGUGAGCAUAUAAUUUCUGUUCCUUGUGCAAUUACUGAAUGCAUCAAGGGGGGCAUUUCGUGUUCGACAAGCUCUUGUUGAAAUAAUAUAUCAGCAGUUAGUUAGUCAGUUAGUUCAUUGUUCCUUUUAAGGUGCAUUGAUAAAUACCAGGUAGAAUUACUUGUGUAAUUGAUUGAUCUCUAGCACUAUAUCUAGUACACUAUAUCAGUAUGCUCAAGUGUUCUUUAGUUGUUGAACUGAAACCAUUUUCAGUUCCAGGGUCACUGUGACCUUGACCUACUGACCAUUAAACUAAAUAGGGGUCAUCUACUGACCAGAGGUGAUUAUCCUAAAAGUAUGAAGGUGUAUGAAUUAUUUAGAUUUUUAUAAAACAUAAUGAUUACAAGAUUUUUUUAUUUACUUUACAAUCCUCCUUUGGUUACAGAUCAUCUUGAGUCAGUACAUGAUUAGUUCUGUUGCCAAUGAAAGUGUUUUCUCUCAAACUUUUACUUCAGCAAGAAAAUGUUCUUGUGAUGUAAAUAAUAAAAGCUGAUGUUACCAGGAGAACUUUGAAACAAUUUUAUUCACAAACUUUGUAACACAUGUAUUGAUGAUAACACUUUUUCAUUUGUAUUGUAUAAGGCUCACCAAACCUAUCCAUGUAAGUUAUACAAGCGAACUGCUUUCAUAUCAUGACACAGCUAUUGCCCAUGUAGUUUAUAGAAUUUAUUGCACUCUUUUGAAUGAAAGACAUGGUUUUUGGUUGGGUACAAUUAUUAUCAAAGUUAGGGACGAACUGUUUCUAGGGAAAAAUACAGAACAGCUGACAAUAAAGACUCCUUGGCUAGUAGCCUAGAGACUGCUUUGCUCAGAAGGGAGAGUGUAGAUCUAUGGAGUUUGAUAUCCUGGUGGGCUUGUGUUCUCAGUGAGAAUUUGAUUAAAGACACUGUGUCUGAAAUUAUUUGUCCUCCACCUGUGAUUCAUGUGAGGAAGUUGGCAUUUACUUGCAUAGAACAGGUUUGUUUUGGUACAGAAUCCAGGAACACUGGUUAGGUUAACUGUCAGUCAUUACGUAACUGAAAUUCUAUUGAAAAAUGGCCUUAAACCCAAAACAAAAAAAAGAACAAACAAAAAAAGAGACUAGGCGGAAGUGUAAGCUGUUAACAUAGUGUCUCUGUUGACAUGAGAGGCAUAUUUUGCUCUGUGAAGUUCAACCAAUCUGUUAGCACAUGUUUAAAGCAAGAUUUUGUAUAUAAAUGAUUUGGCCAAAAGCCUUGAGGCUGUUGGUAAAGUAUUUUAUAUCGAUUGUGAAAAGUCUCCAUGCAGAUGAUGUUGUUUUAAUGUGAGUUUAUUGAAUGUAUGAGGUACUAGUACUUGGUAUACUAGUUAUGUUUUGAUAAUAAAUCCAUUAAGAUCUAA
Molecule: messenger RNA, 5295 nt
Organism: Mercenaria mercenaria
Lineage: Eukaryota; Metazoa; Mollusca; Bivalvia; Venerida; Veneridae
Product: F-box only protein 22-like
Exons: 5
Coding region: 28-1188 (386 amino acids)
Biological process (GO): positive regulation of proteasomal ubiquitin-dependent protein catabolic process; protein polyubiquitination
Molecular function (GO): protein binding
Source: RefSeq, a predicted model, not a curated record